AUGCUCGACCGACAGGAGAGCGACCACGGGUACGGCGCGCUCGUGACGGCGGUGGCGCGCGGCGACGAGACGACGGCGAAAAAAGUGCUCUCGAUGGGUGCGGACGCGCGGAGCGAGGAUCACGAGGGGCACACGCCGAUGGAUAUGGCGGCGGUGUCGGGGAAGGUGAGCAUGGUGAAAUUGUUGCGCGAACACGGGGUGGACGCGGGGGCGCGAGCGCGAGACGGAUUUACGGCGCUGCAGCGCGCGACGUGGGGACAGACGGACGCGCACGCGGAGGUCGUGCGGUAUCUCGUGCGCGAGUGCGGGAUGGACGUGGAUGAAACGGACGCCAUGGGGAUGAGCGCGACGUUCAGGGCGGUGGAUCGCGAGAAUACGUUCAUGCUGAAGAUAUUGUUAGAGCUCGGGGCGGAUCCAAACUUUGCGAACAAGCGCGGCGACUCGUUGCUCGCCACGGCGGUUCGUAAGCAAAACGCCGAACUAGUGUCGAUGCUCUUGGAGGCGAACGCGGACGUCACGAAAGGAGAUUCGAAAGGGCGAAACUUGCGCAAGCUCGCCAAGCAGCUUCGAUCGAAAAAGGUGCUAAAUUUAAUCUCCGAGGCGUACGCCUCGGCGAUGGGUUCCGCCGAGUUGUAA
Molecule: messenger RNA, 636 nt
Organism: Ostreococcus lucimarinus CCE9901
Lineage: Eukaryota; Viridiplantae; Chlorophyta; Mamiellophyceae; Mamiellales; Bathycoccaceae
Exons: 1
Coding region: 1-636 (211 amino acids)
Molecular function (GO): protein binding
Source: RefSeq, a predicted model, not a curated record